Messenger RNA from Colletotrichum destructivum, 333 nucleotides. RefSeq lists its product as uncharacterized. The record is from RefSeq and is a predicted model, not a curated record. Bases 1 to 333 code for a protein of 110 amino acids. NCBI's taxonomy places the organism in Eukaryota, Fungi, Ascomycota, Sordariomycetes, Glomerellales, Glomerellaceae. The transcript is spliced from 2 exons.
AUGGAGAUGCAUACCGCCGAAAUUCGCCGCAUAAACGCGGUAGCGUCGGAACCCACCACCAAUAUCUACGUUAGUUGCGGCGACCAGGCAGCUAUCCACACUUUCCGCGACCUCAUGGCAGCUGAUAACUACACUAAGGGUGUGAUCGAGUGCAACGUGCUUGUGCGCGGCCGGUACUUCCAGGGGAAUCUCAUCUCCACCAUAUCAUCGCUGGUAGUGUAUACGCGGACUAUGCACCAAUCGGAUCUCUUCAAGACGUACAUCUAUAAGGAUACUCAAACCUGGGUCUUGGAUCGGAUCUACGUCGAGCCCCCUGAUUAUAGAGGGGGAUGA